UUGGGUUCAGGAACAGAGGGUGUAUCUGUCAUCCCCAGAUCAUCAUCUUCAAUCGGUAGUCUAGGAUCAACAUGUGCUGAAGAGCAGAAUAAAGACUCCAGAAUUAGUGCCAAGAGUAAAGAUGCCAGAACUGCUCUCAGUAGCAGCUCCUCUGAUAGUUAUGGGACACCUAUGAGCAUAAUGAGUGAAAUGAUGAGUAGUAGUGUGGCGUUAUCUUCUAUGUUAAUAUCAGAAACCCCCGCUUUAAAACCUCCAUGUAGAUUGACUGGUGAAGAAAAGACGUGUUUCAUGGAGAGACUGACAGAAGAGAAUGCUGACACUGAUGGAGUCCUGGAGGUCUGUCCCCCACACAGUCUUCACAUAGCUAGUCUGACACAGAACGCAAAUUCUGAGCUCUUGCAAGACACUGGUUACCAGACAGGUAGUCUUCAGCAUACUGCAAGUUUAAGUGGUCAGGAGAUUGCCAAGAGCAAACUUAGGAUCACUCCUGCUGCUGAUCUGAUGGACAGCUGUGUUAUAACAGUCUCCUCCUACUCUCCCAUACAAACCAAGUCUGCUGGAUCUGAUCCUGCUAAUAAAGCAGACAACAAACCUCACUCUGAUAUGACAUUCACUCGAGAUAAUGCUCUUUUUGAAAACGUUCCGAGUCGGGAAGAAGGAAAGAAAAGGUGUGAAGCUAGUCCGUUAUUGACUCCUUCCCACCACCAUUCUCAGUAUCCUAACCUUUUCACACGUUCCCUUUGGAAACCAAGCGUGUUUUCAACACCUACUAAACAGCACCUAGAGGAAGAAGAUUUUCUAUCUUAG
Limulus polyphemus (Atlantic horseshoe crab) is the source of this 807-nucleotide messenger RNA. RefSeq lists its product as uncharacterized. The transcript has 3 exons. The record is from RefSeq and is a predicted model, not a curated record. The coding region runs from base 172 to 807 and encodes 211 amino acids. NCBI's taxonomy places the organism in Eukaryota, Metazoa, Arthropoda, Merostomata, Xiphosura, Limulidae.